This is a messenger RNA of Gymnodraco acuticeps, 1892 nucleotides long. Its product is annotated as leiomodin-2-like. Gene Ontology annotation, cellular component: myofibril; striated muscle thin filament. Gene Ontology annotation, biological process: muscle contraction; myofibril assembly; pointed-end actin filament capping. NCBI's taxonomy places the organism in Eukaryota, Metazoa, Chordata, Actinopteri, Perciformes, Bathydraconidae. The transcript has 3 exons. Gene Ontology annotation, molecular function: tropomyosin binding; actin binding. The coding region runs from base 153 to 1679 and encodes 508 amino acids. The record is from RefSeq and is a predicted model, not a curated record.
CAGUCUACCAAAGCAUCUUUUAUCUGAAGGAACUUAAUGGAGGGAAGUCAAUGACAAGAUCAACAACAUAAGGCACAUUUGAAAGUACACAAAAGGGGGUUAAAGUGCAAGAGAUUUAAGAGUUUGACGACUCCUCGAACGAGUGAAGGACCAUGAGUACCUUUGGGUACCGUAAGGAGCUGAAGAAGAACGAGGAGGUGGACGAGGACGAGCUGCUGGCCACUCUGUCCUCCGAGGAGCUGCAGGAGCUGGAGAGGGAGCUGGCCGUCCUCGAUGACAACGUCCCCAUCGGCCUGAGGCAGAAAGACCAGACCGCCAAGAUCCCAACUGGGACCUUCGAUAGGGACGCCUUGAUGAAAUACUGGGAGGACGAGAACAAGAAGCUGGUGGAGGACGAGAGGAUGGAGGACAGACAGGAGGGACGCCAAGAUAAGAGCAGAGGGGAAGGAGUGACAGUAACCACCGACACCCCCGGCAAGACUUCAGACAGCGACAGGAAGAAGAUGUUACCAAAGGGGAAGAGAGCACAGAAUGUGUCAAGCGAAAACGAUGCAAAGGAAGAUCAAACAGAAAAGAAAGAUGAGUGUAAAAAGGAGGCUCCAAUCAGGAUUAAAUGUCCUCUGAAGAACGGUCUGUCAAAAGUCUCAAAGGGUGAAUUGAAGACGACUGAAACCACAGAACAAAACACAAACACAAUUUCCGACAGAGCGAGUGGGAACACUAUUGUCAUCGAUGAAACUCUGAAGCAGAUCCUGAGUAACGACCCCACCGUAAGUGAAGUCAACCUCAACAACAUUGAAGAUAUUUCCCAGGAAACCUUGCUUCGUUUCCCUGAGGCCCUUUGCACAAACACUCAUGUCCACGUGUUCAGCCUCGCCAACACCCACGCCGACGACCGGGUUGCCUUCGCCGUCUCCAAGAUGCUCCGUGAGAACCGCUUCAUCAGAAACCUGAACAUCGAGUCCAACUUUGUGUCUGGUCAGGGCAUCCUGGCUCUGAUAGCAGCGCUGCAACACAACCAGAGCCUCGUGGAGCUCCGAUUCCACAACCAGAGGCACAUUUGCGGGGGGAAAGUGGAGAUGGAAAUGGUCCAGUUGCUGAGGGAAAACACAACCCUGCUCAAGCUUGGAUACCAGUUCGACCUUCCUGGGCCGAGAAUGACGUCGACCAGCAUCCUGACACGCAACCAGGACCAGCAGAGACAGAGGAGGCUCCAAGAGAAGAAGGAACACAGUCCUCCAGAGGUCUCGGGACAAGGUUUAUCUGCAGAAAACACACUUCCAAACAAGCCAUCACAAUCUUCUAAGACUGUUGAAAAGCAGAACAGAAAUCCCCCCCUUCCUCCUCCUCCUCAUCCUCCUCCUCCUCCUCCUUCUUUAGCAGUGCCUACGAGGAAGAUAUCCGAAAUGGUCAAACAGCACGAAUUCUCAAACAACACAAAGACGCAGUCAAACCAAAAGAAGACAAAGACGAAGAAGCUCAAGAAUGGCGCCAAUGAAAAGGAGAGCGCAGAUAUUUUCAAAGACCUGAAGAACACCUUGAAGCCGUCCAUCCAGAAGAGACGAGACGAACCGACACACCUGCCGCCGCCUCAAAGGUCAGGCCGCGACGACCUGAUGGCGGCGAUCCGUGGGAGCAGCAUCGGGUCCUUAAAAAGGGUGGAUCUGUCCCAGGCCUGAACUCACCUGCUCUACAAACCUGAACACCUCUCACUUUUUAUAAAGUAUUUCAUUUUUAUUUCACGCUUAAAUGUCACUUUUUGAACCGUAUCUUUUUUAACUUGUCACACGGCGUAGCAGCAGACUGCUGAGUGUUUUGUUACCGUGUGGAACUCACUGUGAACUCUGAUGUGUCGAGAAAUAAAGUUUGGAGCAAAUCCUUCCUGAUACAGA